CCCCUCUCUGAUUUUUCUCCCGUUCUUCGCCGAAACAAGUCGUCGCUCGCUCGCUCUCUCGCGCGGAUCGCCAUCGAUGGAUCGGCUCCAACUUCUCCUCGUAGGUUUUCCCAUCCUCCUCUUCUUCUCCGACGUCGUCAAUCUCUUCUCCGCCCCGCCUCCGCCGCCUCCUCCCAAACACUCCUCGCGCCUCCACCACCACCACCAUCACCAUCAACACCCGCCUCACGUCCAUACCCAGAUCCCCGAUUUCCCCACCAACUCGCAGAGUCCCCUGAUCGGCGGGCUUGGUUAUGGCACUAGGGUUGACCUGAAGUUCUGUGUUUCCUGUUCUUACAAGGGUACUGCAAUGACAAUGAAGAAAAUGCUGGAAACCUUUUAUCCUGGGAUUGACGUAGUAUUAUCUAAUUACCCACCAGCUUUCCCAAAGCGUGUGCUGAGCAAAGUUGUUCCUGUUCUUCAAAUAGGAGUUGUUGCAGUUAUAACAGCAGGUGAUCAGAUAUUCCCUAGAUUAGGCAUGGUUCCACCACCAUGGUACUAUACUUUGCGUGCCAAUAGAUUUGGCUCCAUGGCGUCAGCAUGGCUACUUGGCAAUUUCUUGCAAUCCUCUCUGCAGAGUUCUGGUGCAUUUGAAGUUUAUUGUGAUGGUGCAUUGGUCUUCUCGAAACUGCAAGAGCAGAGAUUCCCCAGCGAGUAUGAGCUGAAGGACUUAAUUGAAAAGAGACUACCUGGUUCUUCAUUUGGAAGCAACCCCGGAAGAGUUGUAUUGUAAUGAUUCUUGCAUACACAACAACCGCCUGAUCGAGAAGGGCCAAAACUCACUAAUGUGGAUGUAACAUAAAUUCUCGACUUCAGAGAUUUAUCACGCUACUGCAUAAUGUUAGUUUCUUACACUUGUUACUAUUCUGGAAUAAUUGUUUAGAAAAUGCAUCGUCUUUCAUGCUUACAAGUGAUUAAAGCUUUGGUUAAAACCCAUGGACUGUGUCAAACCGGAUAGAUCUGACCGAUGGACCGGAAAGGAGCUAAUCAGGUCUAGUCUGGUCUACCUCAUGUGGUGUAGUUAAUCAGGUCUAGUCUGGUCUACCUCAUGUGGUGUUAUUUUCCUGCUAUUAACAUAUCCCUUCUAGGGUUAUCAUUUAUUUGUUUA
This is a messenger RNA of Zingiber officinale, 1147 nucleotides long. RefSeq names its product selT-like protein. The record is from RefSeq and is a predicted model, not a curated record. Gene Ontology annotation, molecular function: thioredoxin-disulfide reductase (NADPH) activity. Lineage: Eukaryota; Viridiplantae; Streptophyta; Magnoliopsida; Zingiberales; Zingiberaceae. Gene Ontology annotation, cellular component: endoplasmic reticulum membrane. The transcript has 4 exons. Gene Ontology annotation, biological process: cell redox homeostasis. The coding region runs from base 77 to 772 and encodes 231 amino acids.